AUGACGAAUAUAGACAGCUAUGGAGUGAAGACUACAAAGUUUACUAAAGGUAUUGCAAAUCCAACCCGUUACUUAAGGAGAAGUUUUGUGCCUAGGAGUAAGAAGGUUAAUGCUGUGGACACUGAAUCUGAGGAUGAUAAGUUUGAGAGCUCGAUAUUGAAGACCUUAGUGAUAAAGCCCUGUACAACUGUUACCACAGGUGAGAGGUAUGACUUAGGAAAAUGCUUAGAGAUAUUGAAUAUUAACGGGUUUCAGCCGUCCAACCUCAUACCGGGAGAGAUUGUGUCUUUUAAUUAUAGAACAAAUGGUAUUGAUGGCACGAUAAUGAUUUUGGGACAAACAGGAUCAGUGGUAUGUUGGGGUGUUGAUGAAAGAACUGCACUUAUAGAGAUAGUGCCUUUGAUAUCUGAAGCUAUUGUAAAUAAACUGGAGGUUGAAGAAUAUGAAACAGAAGAUAUGGAUUAUAUCGAAAUUGAAUCAGCUGAGGACUUGGAAAAUCUUCGUUCACAUUCUGGCAUUCAAUCUGAGCCGAAGAUAAAUAGUAGGUUGAUUGGAGAUGUAAUCUUGAUCAACUCAAUUGAGAAGUCUGAGGGUAUUUUGGAUAAAGCUGCCUUUUCUAGCGGAUUGUCUAGAAGUACUGCACUGGCAGUACUAGAAAAUGCUAUGGAGAGACACAUAUCAAACACUAGAAUAAUAACAGAGAAGAUUUCUACGGGUAUCAAACUUAAGGUAAAAGAGUCUGAUGCUCUGAAGUCUAUCGGUCGAUUAUUUUUAAUAAGAGGAAGAUUGAAUUUAUAUUCCGAAUUAAUUGAGACACCAGAUUUAUAUUGGAGUGAGCCGGAGCUUGAAAUUAUAUUCAAAGACGUCUCCCGUUAUUUGGAUAUUAGUCCCCGUAUCAAUAUUCUAAACAGCAAGCUUGACUAUUCAACUGAUGAAUGUAGGGCUAUCUUGUCCCUACUUAAUGAGCGUAAUAGCUCUUUCCUAGAGUGGAUAAUAAUAUAUCUGAUCACUUUUGAGGUCAUAUUUGAAUUAUUUCAUUUCUACAAGAGCAAUCAAGAGAGCACGAAACGAGUAGAAGUUGAUUGA
Nakaseomyces glabratus is the source of this 1086-nucleotide messenger RNA. RefSeq names its product Mrx10p (gene MRX10). The record is from RefSeq and is a predicted model, not a curated record. Gene Ontology annotation, biological process: positive regulation of mitochondrial translation. Lineage: Eukaryota; Fungi; Ascomycota; Saccharomycetes; Saccharomycetales; Saccharomycetaceae.